Myxocyprinus asiaticus (Chinese sucker) is the source of this 5199-nucleotide messenger RNA. It is a transcript of the gene amer2, whose product is annotated as APC membrane recruitment protein 2. Gene Ontology annotation, molecular function: phosphatidylinositol-4,5-bisphosphate binding; beta-catenin binding. Gene Ontology annotation, biological process: regulation of canonical Wnt signaling pathway. The record is from RefSeq and is a predicted model, not a curated record. Gene Ontology annotation, cellular component: plasma membrane. Lineage: Eukaryota; Metazoa; Chordata; Actinopteri; Cypriniformes; Catostomidae. The transcript has a single exon. Bases 145 to 2109 code for a protein of 654 amino acids.
GAGAACACCAACAAGCAAAGGCAGCAGAGAGAAGUGGAUUGGGAGAGGGAGAAGGAGAGAAGCCAGCAGUGUGAGACAGGGUAAAAUAAAGAGAGAAGAAGAGACAAAACAGAGAGAAAUAGGGUAGUAGAUAUAGCGGUAGAGAUGGAGGUUCAAACAGAAUGCAGUGAACCACCUCCAUUUGACCCCCAGCCAACGGGAAAGCUCAACAAAACUGCCUUCAAGCUGUUCAGCAGGCGCAAGUCCGGCAGCAGCAUGCCGAGCAUCUUCUCAGUCAGGAACAAAGGAGAGUCCACCGGUAAAGCUGCUGGCAAGCCGCUGGAGCUCGUUAGGAGCAAAACUCAUGAUGGCUUAAUAACAGACACUCCCUCAGAGUUUGACGGCCACAGGAAAGAGGAGUCUGCCAGUGCUGACCAGCUCCACGCCAGCACACCAGAUGGUGUGUCCACCGCCCCCCUCCGCAGCUCUGUCACCAAGUCUUUCAGCUUCUUCUCUUUGCUACGCAGAAGCAGCAGCCGUGCAGGGGAAGGAACCUCUACGGUGGGACGGCGGGGACGUGGACUCAAGGGGCUGUUCAGCAGCAUGCGUUGGCGACGGAAACCCCAGGCUCAUGAGGACUCAGGUGAGGUGCAAGAGGUGGCCAAGGAGGUGAAGGAAGGAGAUCUAAUACUUUCCUCUGACAACAUGACAGAGAAGGAGGACAUAACUCUCACUCUUGAGCCCUUACCACAAGUUUUUGAGGACAGUCCUCUCCCAGGGGAUGCAGGAAAUUGGAAGGGAAUAUCUAUGCAGGAAUUACAAGGUACUAAUGAAGUGGAGUGCGACAAGUGUGUUCCUCCUCUUUCAUCACAACAUAUAGUCACUGAGGACUCUCCAGCUCCUUCUCCACUCCAGACAGGGGGGCUCCAACAUGAUAAACACAGUGGUUCCACACACCUGUCUUCCAUUACAACCUGUGAAUUGACCCCUCCAAUGGAGCACAGCACAGCUGACCCACCAUCUGAACAGUCUGUGGAUCGCUUAUGCUCCAUGUUCACCGAUGUUACUUCUCUAAAAAGUUUUGAUUCCCUAACAGGCUGUGGUGAUAUCAUCGCUGACCCAGAAGAGGAUUCUGGGAACGGGGGAAGUGCCACGAGCAGUGGAACGGGUAGCAGUAGUGGGGGCUGUAUGGGUCACAGGCUAAGUGGAGCCGGGACAAACUCUGAGAGAUGCUCACCUGCCAAGCCUCCACUUCCUCCUCAGGUUAGUAGUCUUGCAUCCAUUAAAGCCUCUUGCUACAUGCCAGCCCACCAAAGAGCAUGUCUAGCUCCUAAGAAGCCACAGGGUAGUGGGGUUGUUGCCUACAUGGGUGGAGGGGAGGAGAUGGCCAGUCCUGAGGGUGUAGAUGAUGCAGACAUGCAGGGGUUAUGGCACAUGUUGCCCCAGAGGGGUGAAGACUCCCCAGCUCCACAUCGUGCGGAGCCUGGGCUUCAUCAAGUGCAGACCAAGCUCGAGAAGAGACCGCCUCCAGUGAAGGGACUUCAGGGCCUCAGUAAGAUACCUGUGAGUGGAAGUAGCAAAAUGGGGAAGCAGCUACCCACACGUCCUUCCCCGCUACCUGUCGAUAAAGAACUCCAGGACGCCCCACCUAGUGAUGAAGGUUACUGGGACUCUCCCACACCUGGACCAGAGGAUGAGGACAGCAGCUUCCUUCGUUGUGACGGCCUACUGAAGGACAGCUGCUCUGGUGAUGCUCUCUAUGACCUCUACGAUCCUGACAGCCCUAGUGCAGCUGGGUCAGAUGAUGACGUAAGCAUGCCAACAAAAUCUGAAGGUGAUCUAAAAAUGAGCUUGCCUUCCAAGAAAUGCUCAUCUUCCCCCACUUCCUCCUUCCGUUCCAUGAAAGGCAGUACCAGCCUACCUCGAGAUUCCAAGAUCCCCAUUAGUGUGAGACAAACACCGCCAUCCCACUCUUCCAGUCAAGGAGCGCUCUCUUCCAAUCUUAGCCCCACUUCAAAAAGCCCCUCUAAAAAGACUGAUGCCCCACCACGCACUCGGAUCCCUGUCUCUAAGGUUCCUGUCCGUCGUACUGGCAACAAGAGUGCCCCCACCACACAAAGCAGGAAGUAGAGAACUCAGAGGCCCAUCAGAUGCUUUUGACUAUACAGGAAAAAAAUCACCAAGAGCUUUAGGCCAAAACAAAUUUUAAAAAAAAUAUAAUAUCAAGCAAUCAUCCACUAUAUUGAUUUCACUCAUUUACUAAGGAUUACAUCUUUGCUGGGGUUUUCUUCAUCAAAACUUCUUUUGUUGUGAAGUGUAGUAUAUUACACGUAAUGAAAUUAAGACAUUUGUAGAAUGCCCUACAAUACGUAACACAUGACAUUCUUAAUAAUGUGAUCCUGAGUUUGUUUUUAUACAGCUCACCAGCCAUUGGAAGAGGGAUAAUAUGGUGAGAUUGCUGAUUCUUUGAAGAAUGUUAUAUAUCAGUAAUUGUGGGAAUUUCUGGUUUAUUCGUCCCAUAAGCCCUUAGCACUGUGUAAAGCGCAGCUGCAAUCUUCAUCUCUCCAGGAUUGUUCAAAAUAUGAUUUGGAUGACUAUUCGAGAUGAAGCCAGGCCAAGCACUUCUUACACUCCAAACUAAGCUGCAUGGAGUCUUGUACACUCAAGCUGGAUCAGGGAACACAGCCUUUUGAUUGAGACUCUUUUGUAUCACACAACGUGACAUCCUGUUGAUAUAUAAAAAAAAAAUCUUUUUACUGAAUCUUCACAUUUCUUACUCUUUUAUAAAGGACAAGGACCUCCCUGCGACCUCACUGUGGAUAUGUGUGCACUGCUUGUUUUGUCUUUUGAGAAGCACAACUUGCAAAAAAAAAAAACUCUCGAUCGUGAGUAAAUCCCUCUUCUCACAGUGAUUUGUACUACUCCAACUAACCUGGACAUACUAAGCUGUAUUUUUCUGAAUGUAGCAUGUCAUCACUCUACACAAAGGUCUGUUUUAUUUUCCUGCUCACUGCUCCAUGAGACAGAGAGAGAGAUACAGAGAAGCCCAUAUGUAUCACAAAAUAACUGUCUUCCGCCAUGUUGCUGUUCUCCGGGACUCAUCUCCCAACAGCUUUUAGACUUGGAAUGGGCUUCCAUAUACACUGCAAAAAAUACUUUUCUUACUAGUAUUUUUUGUUUGCCAAUUUAAAUAUCUAAAUGUCCCUAAAACAACUUGUGAAGCAAAAUUGCAUUAGAUAUUAAGAUAUUAUUUUAGUUCAUAUAUUUUGAAUUACUUACUGUUCUUACCUCAUUGGCAAAUGUUUUUAUUUCUCUCUCUCUCUCUCUCUCUCUCUCUUCAUUUAAGCAUAAAUUUAACAACAUUCAGUGAGGUGUUUGCUUAAAAUAAUUGCCAGUGAAAUAAUAAAAAUGCUUAAUUCUUAAAUCUUAAUUCAAGAUAUAUUCUCUAAAAACAUCUCAAGUAAAUGUAUCUCAUUUUAAGGAUAUUUAGAUAUUUUUUUUUUUUCACAAAAAUAUAGAUCAAGACAGUGAGUUUUUGCAGUGGAAAGAGAUUUGUCAUCAUUUGAGCAUUGGGGUUGCUCCACAAUUGUCAAUAAAAUAUUUUUACAUUUUAAUGAAAAAUUUUUUUUUAAAUUGUUCAACACAGUUGUAAGACAUUUUCUCUCCAGAAGGCCCAUGACAUGGCUUCUCUCUUUUCUAUUAAAUUAAUUGCUACUUUUCUUUGAAUUGUUCUUUAUUUAAUGAAUAAAACUUAUGCUCUGUGUACAUCCAGGAAGUGUGAAUGAGUGCAUCAUUUUUCAAACGCUUAACAACAUGGCCAUCUGGGCAGUUUGCCCGGGCUCAGAUGUUAGCUGUUUUUAAUCGCAGAGACGUAAAGAGCAUCAUGGUUGUCCUUUUGCAGCCAGCCACAGUCUGCUGGGAUUUAAAUCCCGCUGGUUGGGCUCAGCUGCCAGCAUGAGGCUGAAUCCAGUUGACAAAGGAAGUGUUUACUGUGGGUUAUGGAGGAGAAUUAUUGGCAUCUUUUGUCAUGGAUUUGUUAUUGAUUUUGUUUUGGAGAAAAAGGUGAAAGAAAGAAAGAGCUUUUUUUAUUAAGGUUUUUUUUUAGGUUACAAAGUGGUAAUUACAAGGGUAUUAUGCUAUAAAUGUGGUUUAUGAGGACAUUUCUAGUGUCCCCAUAAUUCAAAUUGCUUAAAAAAACAUACUAAACUAUGUUUAUUUGAAAAUGUAAAAAUGCAGAAAGUUUUUUGUGAGGGUUAGAUUUAGGGGUAGUGUUAGGGUUAGGGGAUAGAAUCUAUAGUUCGUACAGUAUAGAAAUAAUUAUGUCUAUGGAGAGUCCUCAUAAGAAUAGCCACACUAACGUGUGUGUGAAGGGGGGAUUUGGUGCAGUCCCCACAGUAAUGGUGCAGCGAAAAACAUUCACUCCUGAUCAGCUCUCUCGCUGCAGUGUGGCUUCUUAUGUAAAAGCCUUAUGUAACACCAUAACCCUCUGAUAUCAGCCCUACACAUGACAAAACUGGUUGUGUGUGUGCGCGCGCGCGCGCGCGUGUGUGUGUGUGUGUGUGUGUGUGUGUGUGUUUAUUUGGGCGCAGAGUUAUUAACCAAAACGGUUUAAAGAAUUAGUUUUGCAUAUAACAUGACUGUACUGUAAUUGGGUCAGCCGUAUCUGGCAAUAUCCUUUAAAAUGUGUUUUAUACCUGUGUGUGUAUGGUAGCAGAAAAUUAGACAUUACUGCUGUAUGCAUAAGCAGUGCUAAGUGUGUGAGUGUAUAUGUGUGACUAAUGGUUUCUGCCCUAGUUUUCAAAGACCUGAUUCUGUGAACGAGAGACAGAAUAAGGGUCGCCGGGAGAGAAUGAGAGAAAACCAACAUGGUUUAUUUACAACAAACUUUGUUGCUUUAUUUUUAUUUUAUUUUAUUUAGAAGAUGCUUUUGUCCAAAAUGUAUAUUCAUACUAUUUUAUUUUUCAGUAUUGUGUUCCCUGGGAAUCAAACCCACAACAUUUGCAUUGCUAGCACCAUACGCUAAAACUUAGUUAUAAGAAAACAAUAUAUAUAUACAUUUAUAAUGGUACUGAGUGAUUAACAUAUUCAUAACCCAUGGUAUUUACUUGGUAUUCUAAGGUACUUCAAAAAAUACUAUGACACUGUGUUCAAAAAAUAUUUUAAUAGCAUUGUAUGUUUUUUUUAUUUAUUUAUUUUUAUUAAAAAGACAUUACAACCUUG